Messenger RNA from Cajanus cajan (pigeon pea), 1941 nucleotides. RefSeq names its product SKP1-like protein 21. Lineage: Eukaryota; Viridiplantae; Streptophyta; Magnoliopsida; Fabales; Fabaceae. The record is from RefSeq and is a predicted model, not a curated record. Gene Ontology annotation, biological process: ubiquitin-dependent protein catabolic process.
AGAGUCACGUGUCUACACCCAACGGCACCUGAAUCGGCGGAAAAAGAAAGGAAAAAGAGAAAAAAAAACUGAAAACACACACCGAGAAAACGGAAAACCCUAACCAGUUUUCUUCUUUUCUUCACAUAACUUGCUUAUUUGAUUUCAUCUUGUGCAUGCCUUCUUCCAUUUUCUUCUCUGUUUCUUCAAGGCUGAACAUCACAUGGUUUAUUGCCAUAGAACCGGCUGCUUUAACUUCUAGUACAAGACUUGUGGAAACACUUAAUAUAAUAAUGCUGUUAGACCUGUUAUUAGAGUCCAAAACUAUCCCACUUCAUGGAGAAUAUUUGAAGCGUCUAUGCAAAUCUUGCAAAACAAGGUUUUUGAAGAAGCGCAGAAUUUCCUUUGUGGUGUAAUUUUCUUGUUACCGAACUGGGAUAAAUAAUAAACUAGUCACACUCGUGCCAAGGCUCUUGUAAUUACAACUUGUCUCUGUUUUCAAAUGUCUGAUGCUGCUAUGGAAGUUAUGAAACCUGAGAUGAAAUCCUACAUCUGGCUUCAAACUGCGGAUGGUUCUAUUCAGCAAGUAGAGGAAGAGGCAGCCAUGUUUUGCCCCAUGAUUUGCCAGGAAGUACUUCAAACAGGCAUGGGAUCUUCCAAAGCUUAUGCUAUAUCUCUUCCACAACGUGUCAAUCCUGCAAUCUUGGGUUUGAUACUUGAUUACUGUCGGUUUCACCAAGUACAAGGACGAUCUAAUAAGGAGCGCAAAACUUUUGAUGAGAAGUUUAUUCGGAUGGAUACAAAGAAGUUAUGUGAGUUGACAUCUGCUGCUGACAGCCUCCAACUAAAGCCUUUGGUUGACCUGACCAGCCGAGCACUCGCUCGGAUUAUUGAAGGAAAAACUCCUGAAGAGAUUCGUGAAACAUUUCAUUUGCCUGAUGACCUCACUGAGGAGGAGAAGCUGGAGCCUCUAAGAAACAUAACUGAUGAUCCACGUAUUCGACUUCUAAACAGAUUAUAUGCUAGAAAGAGGAAAGAACUAAAAGAGAGGAAGAAACUGAAGGAUGUUGAGGUUGAGGAAGAGCCAAAGGAUGAGCGCUCAGUUGAAGAUCUCCUAUCAUUUAUUAAUGGUGCAGAUGGAGAUACAAAGGAAACUAGAGCAAAUAAAAAUAAAAAGAAGAAUAGGAGAAGGAAAGAUCAUGCAAAGGAUCUUUCACAAAAUGCAAAUGAAAACGAUAAGGAGUUGAAUCCUCUUACUUCUGCAUAUCAUAAUGGGAACUUUGACAAUGCCUCUGCAAGUCAACAUUCGAUGAUGCAAAACCUUCCUGCUGUUAAUUUUUCUCCAAAAUUUGAAUUUAUUGAUGGUGAUAUGGAUGAUGAUUUAGAUCCUGCAAUGAAGGAGGAGCUUGACAGGGAAGUGGAGGAUUUUGCACGAAGAUUGAAUUCAGAUUGGCCUGAAAGGAUGCAAAUUUUAUCUUUGGGCCAAGACAGAAGACUAGUACCAAUUUCUAUGAAUAGCAGUGGUUCAACGCACAUGUAUACAAGUUUUGAUCAAAGAUAGUGCAGCACUGGAAGAUAAUUCAAUUUCCAAGGUGAGUGAAAGUUGAAGUAAUCUAAAAGGAUGUAAGCUUAGGGCUUGCUGUUGCCUGAAUCUUGGAAGUGCAAGUCUGUGUGAACACCAUGUGAGUAAUAUUUGUUGUUUCUUGUAACUUAUAACCAAAGUGUAGCUUUGUUUUUUUAAAUUUGAACAUUUUGAAUUCUGCAAGCAAGGGGAGAGGGGCAAAUAAAAGGAAAAAAGUGAGAAGAAAAGAGUAAAACAAAAUCAUGGAAAGCAAUUUGAGCAUAAUCGGGUUUGACCUUGUUUGUAUUUAUUCCUAUCUUGAUAAAUUUUGUCAGGCCUUUGAAUUUUUUAAAAAUUAAUUUCAUUUUUAUUUUUAUUUUUUUUGCGGUGGUUAAGUUAUA